AUGGCCUCAGUCUCAGAAGUUCUCUACCCGAUCAUCGAUCAUCCAAAGUUGUCGACUUCUUUCAAAGGCCUCCGACACUCGAUAUCAUCCCCCGAGCAACAGGUGUGGCAAUUUCGAGGUAUCAAAUAUGGAAAUGUAUCGGCCCGAUUCCAGCAAUCGACUUUGAAUGAGGCAUUCUUACCCUCUGUAUAUGAUGCAACCACAUAUGGACCCAAAUGUCCACAGCCGCAGUUCCCUCUCCGAGUCGAAGAUGGACUCAUUGCGCUCCCACCCGGAAUUGCCACCCACUCUGAAGAUAUCUUCGACGAGUUCAACUGCUUGAACUUGAACAUCACUGCUCCUGCAGGAGCCAACGAGAGUUCCAACCUUCCAGUUUUGAUUUAUAUACAUGGUGGUGGUGGAUUCUCGGGCUCGAAUGGCGAUUGGUGGUGUGAUGGAGGAAGCAUCGUGAAGCGGAGCAUGGAGAUUGGGAGGCCCGUCAUUGCGAUUGCUAUCAAUUACCGACUUUCUAUCCUGGGGUACAUUGGUUCCGACGAGCUGGGGAAAGAAUACGGCAAAGAAAACAAUGGGAAUCAAGGUCUGCGUGACACUCACCUAGCAAUUAAUUGGGUCCACCGCAACAUUGGUCCCUUCGGCGGCUCUUCCCACAACAUGACAAUCUACGGCGAGUCCCAUGGAUCUGCGUUAGUUGACCUCCUCCUCCGCACUUCCCUUCCUCUCCCAAUCGCGCGAGCAAUCACCCAAUCAGGACAGUCCAACACCUCCAUCUCGACUCCCAAGUCCCUCACCGAACACGACGCCCUCUAUACCGGCCUCAAACAACACCUCAGCAUGAGCGCCCUCUCUGAACUCCAAGCCGUCCCCUAUACCGACCUCCUCGAUGCAUACACGAAAACUGAUAGCGCUGCUGGACUCCGUCCAAGCUUCCUCGUCGACGGCUAUUUCUUCACAGAAGAUUGGAGAGAAAGCUCGUUCAAAGGUCCGGUCAUGAUAGGCAACACAGGAGCCGAAGACUGCGUCCUCGAAAGCGUGUGCGCUUUCUAUCCACGCCAGACUCCCCCACCAACACUCUCCACACUCGUCGCCACCCUGACCUCAAUCCUGGGUGCACCAACCCUCAACUCAAUCCUCACCGCUUACUCUAUCUCCGAGCAAACGGAGAAAGGCGAGAUGCUUGACAAAAUCCUGAAGUUGGUAGCGGACAUCAUGUUCUGCAAGCCAGCAUAUGAUCACGCUUUGCAGUGGAGGAAGCAGGGGAAUGAAGUACAGCAGUACAUCUUUGAGCAGAAGCAACCAUUUGGUGGUAUCUAUCAAGGAAAAGCCGCACAUAGUCUUGAUCUAGCUUACCUCCAUGGGAACCCGGAGAUCUUCUCCGGUACUACGGAUCCAGAAGGGGAGAUUAAGAUGCAGAGAGCGAUGCAAGAUGCGUGGGUAAGAUUUGCGCAUGGAGAAGAGGGAUGGGGAAAGAGUGGGUUGGUGAGGAGAUUUGGACCUGGGGAGGUGGUGGACGAGAGUGUUGAAACAGUGCUCAAGAAGUGGAAUAGAGGGGAUGCGUGGAAGAGUCUGGAGGGGUUGGACGGUGAGCAGUUGGCUGCGUUGGUUGGUCUCUCUGCUUUGUUUGUUGGUGGGUUUAUUGGUUUUGAGACACCGUCUUAG
This is a messenger RNA of Hyaloscypha bicolor E, 1656 nucleotides long. RefSeq names its product alpha/beta-hydrolase. The transcript has 5 exons. Lineage: Eukaryota; Fungi; Ascomycota; Leotiomycetes; Helotiales; Hyaloscyphaceae. The coding region runs from base 1 to 1656 and encodes 551 amino acids. The record is from RefSeq and is a predicted model, not a curated record.